CUGAAGCAAACAGCUGAGUGCUUAAAAUAAGCGGCCGGCUCCUGUCUAUUACAGUUUUCCAAUAUUUAUAUGCCGAAUAUAUAUUUGAAAUUACUGUUACUAAAAAAGUAAAACUAAAUAUUCUUGUUCUUGAAGGUGAAAGAAAUAGCAGUAAAAUUACUCUUUGAAGCAUGAAACUAUUCAGCAUCAUAUUAAUCUUACAAGCUGCCUUAUUGACUUCUGUUUCUUGUCAAACGGAAUGGCAACCAAAUUAUGGUAGUAAUUACAGACGUUAUCAUGGAAUACUUCAACCAACUCAACCCAGUCAUGUACGACGAUGGGUUGUGCUGCUGGGGCGUAAAGUCGUCCUAAAUUGUUCAGUUGAUUUGCCACCAGAGGUCAAUCCGAGACAAGUACAAUAUAGAUGGGAAAAUCCAGAAGGUAAAGUACUGGGAUACAGCAAACUAUACGUCAUACCAAAUGUGACUAUGAAUGAUGCUGGUGUUUAUACGUGUCAUAGUUCUGCUUAUGUUGGCUUCAAUGGUGAACAGUGGUCUGAUCAACAUCGGCUUUACUUAGAAGUUCAGGAUGAUAUUUCCAUGGCGGGUGGUGGUAGAAAUUCUGAGCCUACAAUUGUACUCAAUCCAGGAGAUCCCGGACCAAUAGAUGUGAAUUUUGGAGAUGUGCUUUAUUCACGUUGUUCAGUUCUUGACGAUGAGCAAUAUUCCUAUAGAUGGAUUCAACGUGCACCUGAUGGAACAAUAAAAGAAAUAUCGUCUGAUGCACGUCUUUACAUAACAAACUUCGGCGCAGAACAUUUACAAUAUCCAAUUCGAUGUGAAGUAACACGACUGUCAGAUGACGAAAUCUUUGAAAAAGUUCUAAAUAUCAAACUCGCAUCAUCAGGUGGCCUUGAUACUGAUGAUGAAUACAAAGCAUUAAAGCUAACCAUCAAACCACUACCAAAUGAAGAUUUUCGCCAAGGAACUAUAAUGAGGCAGUGUCUGUUUGAAGAUGAUCCUGAGGCGAAUCAAUUAUUUGAUUUUCGUUGGAUUGAUCAAAAUGGUCGAGUUGUGACAAGCGGUGAUACACUGUACUUAUUGAUCGAAGACCCAAGUGAUUUGAGCAAUUAUACAUGCGAAGCUACCAAUCGACAAACAGGUGUUAUUUAUCAAGCCAAAUACCGUGUUUCUAUGGCGAACGGUCAACAAGCCAUGCAGCACAUAGUGAAUAUUCGACCAAUUACUGGAGAAGUUAUUAUUGGUAGACCAUAUGAAAUGGUUUGUGAAGUCGAGCCACCACCAGAGGAGCCAAUAAGUUUUUCGUGGUAUCAUAAUGGGAAAGUUAUUCACCGUGAAGCUCUGAUACGCAUGACUUCAUUAUCAUAUCGAGAUAUUGGUACAUAUAUUUGCCGAGCAGAAUGGACACCUAGAUAUUCACGUACUGGAAGUAUAGAUGCUAAUGCUACGGUAGAACUCAGCUUGGCACUAACACGAGAGACGAAGAUUGAAAUGAGUUCUCCACCUGGUUCGGUUAUGGUAUCCUUGCCUGGAGAAACACGUGAACUGCACUGUGAAUUCCCCGUGGCCAAUCCAAAAGACGUCAGGUGGUAUUUCGAAAAUCAGCUGCUAGAAAACCACCCGACUAUAAACGCAAGUGGAAAGAUUUUCCGAAUGGAUCGUUUACGAGUCAGCAUUGUGACCAUUAAAAAUAUUGAAAAUGAUCAUGCUGGAACCUAUGAAUGCAGAAUUGGUCGUGAUGUUAAACAAACUCAUCUGGUUGUCAGAGCUGAGGAAGGAUUAGAAAUUAAUCCUAAAUCGGAUACAGUGGACGAAGGUGCAGCAGUCGAAUUUCACUGUCGUGUACAUGGGUUGGAUGGUGAUAUAAACCGUCAACUGGAAUGGUAUUAUAAACCAUUUCAGAGUCCUACAAGAGUACGUCUUGAUCUUAAUCAACCAGAUGGUUUUCUUCGUCAUGAUGAUCAAUUCGCUCAACACACCAGUUUCAUUAGUAAAGCAAGAGCACGUGUGUCUGAUCAAGGGGAAUACAUCUGUCGUUUACCAGCCCAAGAAGAAGAAGUUAUUGGGAAACUUUUUGUUAGAGCAACCAGGACUUACAUUUUGUCGAUAACUCCGCAGAGGCUUACCGUUCGUCCAUACCAACCUAUAGAAUUCGAGUGUUUUGCUGCAACUGCUGAUGGGCAGCCAGCACCGUUCACACCACGUUUCCAAGUCAGAGACUCUAGAAUCUACUAUGAAACUGUUCGCGUCAGUGAAAACCGUGUCAGAUUCGUUCUUCAAAGAGGCUUAGGAUCUGACCAAAAUGGAACGGUUGUUGAAUGCCUUUCAGACGAACCAAGCAAUCCAGCAGUAGCUGUGAUUGCUGUUGAAGACAUAUGUCCAGAAGGUUCUCGUCGUUGUCGUUCAGGACAGUGUUUACCAUCUGGAAGAUUUUGUGAUGGUGUAAGAGAUUGUGAUGACGGUUCAGAUGAAGACCCUAAACUUUGUAAUGUAUGUGAUCCCAUUUCAAGAAAAUGUGAAUUUUAUCAAGGAAGAGAACCAAUGAAAGCAACCUUUAUGGUACACUGGACCUGUGAUGGUGAAAGUGAUUGCGGAAAUGGAUUCGACGAAGCGAACUGUGAAGCUCGAGCAGCUGAACGUUGUCAAGAUCGUAUGUUUACCUGUUCCCGUGAUAACCGUCAAAUUCCAAUGGCCUUCGUUUGUGACAAGGAUCGUGACUGCAGUGAUGGUGAAGACGAACUUACUUGUGCUGCACCAAUGAUCGCUGAGCCACUUACAACACGUUAUUCUGUUCGUCAGGGUGAUACUGUAGUACUUGUUUGUGAGGUGACUGGUAAUCCUGUGCCAUAUGUUAUUUGGCGUUUCAACUGGGGAUGCCUUCCUGAGGAACCUGGUCGUUUUAGAAUAAGUAAUGUACCAAGAAACUGUGAUUCACCUAUGCCAACAGUUGUAAGUACAUUGACAAUUACAAAUGUUAGGCCAGGAGACGAUGGAAUAUAUAACUGCGAAGGUCUUUCAGGAGCCACUCGAGCUUUAUCCAAUGACUUGGUUGUAAUGAUUGGAGGUUAAGUCAGCAAUCGUAAAAGGAUUAUAACAAAUGGCAAAAGUAAAAUUAACUCAAGAAAAGCUUAGAAAUAUUUUAGUUUACAAAAUUUGUUCCAGGUUUUAUUUAAUUUAUUCGAUACUUCAUAUAUAGCUAUUGUUUUUCAACCAAAAAUGUUAAAAUUAAAACUGAUCAGUUUUUAAAGUAUUGAUAAAAAGUAAAAACUUUUAGCUAUAUUCAAAAAUAUUUAUUUUAUUAUUUAUUUAUUAACCAUACAAUUAACAUAAAAUGUUGAGCCGAGAAAUAAUAACUCAGUUCAAAUGAUUAUUCAGUGUCCAAUCCCAAAAAAUUAAGAAGCUGCAUUUAUAAAAUCUGCCUAGUUAUAAAUUGCUGCAUUUAAUCAUUUUACAUUACCGGAAGUUGUUUUGGCUUAAAUAGUGUCAGUUUAUCCUUUGUUUUCCGAAAGGAUUUUAAACAACAAUGAGAGAACUAAGCUAAUCCUUGAAACGAAAUUGGAGAAUGAAAAUAAGCAUAUUCUUGUAAUCUUAUUUCUUCAACUAAAAUUAGUUUCUUUUUGCCUGUUACAUUUUCGUGGUUUAACAAUUUUAUAAGCUUAUUCAGUUGAUGUGUAUCGCAAUGCUAUUCUUGUUAACUAAUCAUAAAUAUUAUUAUUAUUUUAGAAAUAUUAAUGCUUAUAAAUAUAUUUUUUGUCGCUUAUUUAAAAGAUGUUUUUUUUCCAAUUUCUCUAAUCCAGUAUUAUUUACACUCUCAUAAUACAUAAAAAAUGUUUUCCUAA
Messenger RNA from Heterobilharzia americana, 3838 nucleotides. Lineage: Eukaryota; Metazoa; Platyhelminthes; Trematoda; Strigeidida; Schistosomatidae. The record is from the annotation of a GenBank genome assembly.